AUGAAGCAAGAGAGCGAUGGUCUUGAAAAAUCAGCAAUUGUUAGACUCUUAAGUCAUGACCACGAGCACAAUCUGCAAUAUUUGGGGCCUUUCUCUUUAGGCUCUAUAACUAGUGCAAUUAAAAAACUUUUAAGCACAUCUUCACCAUUGGAAACAAUUUCAGAAACAUCAAGAGCCGACUUCUAUGGUCCGAUGAAAAUACCAAGAGCUCUGAAUAUCACUUUCCUUAAAAGCUUUAUGACUUUGGCACAUGAAAAGUAUUUUCUUUUGGAGCCAUACAUGCUCGUCGAAACACUAAAGAAGAAUCCAUCUACACGUAAAAAUUGGGAAGGAUUUUGUCUUGAAAUGGCUUUGGGUAUAGGCUGUCGAUUGGUAUGGUUAACUCGUGUAAAAACAUAUCCACAACCUCAAUAUUAUUUCAAUAAUGCAAUGCGGUAUCUUUCGAAAGCAGAAAUGAAACCAUUGAGAGAAAUUCAGGCAUGCGCUCUUAUUGGAGCCUUUGUGGAAAGAUGUUUUACGGAAAAUUCCCACUUCUAUAUGAGUUCUUGGGAAUUAAUAGGGAUGGCUCUCAGAAAAUUAAUUCAAUACGGAUAUCAUAAGAAAAGGAAACUCUCUUUGAAUACGGCAAUUGAGUACGAAGGUACUAAAAGAAUAUUUUGGUCAAUAUAUUGCUUCGAAAAAGCACUUUCACUUUCGUUAGGUCGUCCAAGUUCUAUUAACGAUGAUUUCAUUGAUAUUCCUUUGCCAAUCAGCUUUAAGAUGUCGGAUAAUCCGACUGAAAUACAAAUCAGAUGUCUUUUCGAAAAACAGAAAAUGCAACAAAAUAAUGAUAAAUUUGAUCAACCAGUGACAGAAAUCACCAUCUUAAUUAAGGCAACUUUAAUGAGCAAAAUUAGAGCCAAAAUGCAAGAAAUCCUUUCUUCUGUGGAUUGCGGUACUUCAAAAAAUGAAUUAUUUAAACAAAUUUCUGAUACUCUUGAGAAGUGGCAUCGGGAAUUACCUUCUAAGCAGGUAUUCAACAACGCUCUGGAAGAAAAAAAGAGUUAUGAAUCACUUGAAGUUCUUUAUUAUGAAGCAAAACUUUCUCUCUUAUUACCAAUGCUUAUGAUGCGUCGGUCCGAAGAGAGUUUGUUAUUAAAUGAUGUUUGUUCAGCUGCUUCUGGUAUAUGUGGAUGUUAUAUGAAAAUGUAUCAUGAAUCAGAUUUAAUAUUUAGCGUACAUGCGUUACGGACAACAUUUUUGGCCGGAAUGACAAUUCUAUAUUUUGUCAAAAUGUUUGGUCAUAAAAAACUCAAAAAUGUGCACAUCUCACUAAGAACUUGUUCUAGUCUUCUUAUCUUGUUUACAGAGCGUUGGCCAAGUUUUAAAAUUUAUCAAAAUCUGUUUGAUAGCUUAUGGGAUUUUAUUGAAUUGGAGAAACAGACGGAAGAUACGACAAGAGAUAGUAAAAACACCGUUAAGCUUCUGAACAAUAGAAGCAUAAAAAAUAUUGAUGAAGUGGUAGACCCAUACGCCAAUUUUCGUGCACAUUUUAAUAAAAAUUUUUGGAAUAUGGUCCUGUCACAUACUUGUUGA
Messenger RNA from Brettanomyces bruxellensis, 1575 nucleotides. RefSeq lists its product as uncharacterized. Gene Ontology annotation, biological process: positive regulation of transcription by RNA polymerase II; DNA-templated transcription. The transcript has a single exon. The coding region runs from base 1 to 1575 and encodes 524 amino acids. The record is from RefSeq and is a predicted model, not a curated record. Gene Ontology annotation, molecular function: DNA-binding transcription factor activity, RNA polymerase II-specific; sequence-specific DNA binding; zinc ion binding. NCBI's taxonomy places the organism in Eukaryota, Fungi, Ascomycota, Pichiomycetes, Pichiales, Pichiaceae.